Messenger RNA from Cheilinus undulatus (humphead wrasse), 6762 nucleotides. RefSeq names its product calsyntenin 2a (gene clstn2a). Bases 43 to 2883 code for a protein of 946 amino acids. The record is from RefSeq and is a predicted model, not a curated record. Lineage: Eukaryota; Metazoa; Chordata; Actinopteri; Labriformes; Labridae. Gene Ontology annotation, cellular component: cell surface; postsynaptic membrane. The transcript has 18 exons. Gene Ontology annotation, biological process: positive regulation of synapse assembly; positive regulation of synaptic transmission; homophilic cell-cell adhesion. Gene Ontology annotation, molecular function: amyloid-beta binding; X11-like protein binding; calcium ion binding.
GAGGAGAAGACGGGGAGACAUCACCCACUCAGCUCGACCACCAUGGAGACACUCGGGGUCCCUUUUUUGCUGUUUUGGCUCAUGUGGAGCCACUCCUGCGCUGUCGGCGGAAAAGUGAAUAAGCACAAGCCAUGGAUUGAGGCAUCUUAUCAUGGCGUGAUCACAGAGAACAUGGACACGGUGCUUCUGGACCCGCCCCUCGUAGCUCUGGACAAAGACGCCCCUGUGCCCUACGCUGGGGAGAUUUGUGCCUUCAAGGUGUAUGGUCAGGAUGUUCCGUUCGAGGCAGUGGUGUUGAAUCGCACAUCAGGAGAAGGAGUGGUACGGGCCAGCAGCCCUGUGGACUGUGAGAGUCAGAAAGAGUAUACCUUCAUCAUCCAGGCCUACGAUUGUGGGGCUGGGGCCAGCGGAGCCGACUGGAAGAAAUCACACAAGGCGGUGGUUCAUAUCCAGGUGGAUGACGUCAAUGAGUUCAGCCCUGUGUUUCGGGAGUCACAGUACAAGGCAUCAGUAACAGAAGGAAAGAUCUAUGACAGCAUUUUACAGGUCGAGGCCUGGGACCAGGACUGUUCACCACAGUACAGCCAGAUCUGCAACUACGAGAUCGUCACUGCAGGAACUCCAUUUGCAAUAGACCGCAAUGGUAAUAUCAGGAACACAGAGCGGCUGAGCUAUGACAAGCAGCAGAGCUACAAGAUCAUGGUGACGGCCUUUGACUGCGGUCAGAAGAGAGCAAAGGAGGAUGUGGCUGUGCAUAUUGAUGUCAAGCCUGUGUGCAAACCCGGGUGGCAAGGUUGGAACAAGCGUGUGGAUUAUGAACCAGGGACUGGAAGCAAACAGCUGUUUCCUAAGAUGCACUUGGAGACAUGUGGAGGUCCCCUGUCUGGAGUAAAAGCUAUGGUGGAGCUGCAGACGAGUCACAUUGGGAAGGGCUGCGACCGAGAAACAUACUCAGAGAAGUCUCUGCAAAAACUCUGUGGUGCAGCAUCAGGCAGCACUGACCUCCUUCCUGCCCCGGGCCCAUCCACAAACUGGACAGCGUCUCUGCUGACUGACAGCGGCCGAGAGAGCGACCUCAUCUAUCGAUUUGACGGGCAUCAGGCUGCUAAUGUUCCAGAUCACGUGGUACCCCAAAACCUGACGGACCAAUUCACCAUAGCAACUUGGAUGAAACAUGGGCCCAGUCCGGGACUCAGAGCUGAGAAGGAAACUUUACUGUGUAAUUCUGAUAAGACAGAAAUGAACCGCCACCAUUACUCCUUAUACGUUCACAACUGUCGCCUGGUCUUUCUGCUCAGGAGGGAUUUCACUUUGGUCGACACGUUCAGACCCGCUGAGUUCCACUGGAAACUGGAGCAGAUCUGUGACAAAGAAUGGCACUAUUAUGUGAUCAAUGUGGAGUUUCCUGCAGUCACUCUGUUCGUGGAUGGUGUGACCUAUGAGCCCUACCUGGUGACGGAUGACUGGCCGAUCCACACCGCAAAGAUUGAUACGCAGCUGACUGUGGGUGCCUGCUGGCAAGGUGGUGAGGUCGGGACCCCAAGGUUCACUCAGUAUUUUCACGGCAGCCUGUCAGGUCUGACAAUCCGGCCAGGCCGUAUCGAGACCCAGAAGGUUAUCUCUUGUUUACAGGCGUGCAAAGAAGGUCUGGAUAUCAACUCACUGGAAAGCCUCGCUAAGGACAUCAAGUUCCACUUUAAUCCAGCUCAGUCUGUGCUGGUGGUGGAAGGAGAGGAUGUGGACAGCAUCAACACAGCCAUGACCAAAGUGUCCUACAUCAACUCUCGCCAGUUUCCCACUCCAGGACUCAGACGCCUGCACAUCACUACCUCAGUGCAGUGUUUUGGGGAGGACACGUGUCUUUCCAUCCCAGACAUCAAGUCAGUCGUCAUGGUCCUGCCGCCCAGUGAACCAAGAAUCACCAUUACAGGAUCUAAUCGACUCGUCAGGCCUGCUGGUGACCUGCGGGGUCCGCUGGGUGUGGCUCCCUUCAAGGAGCUUCACAUCACCAGCACAGUGAUGAAGGGAGACAGCUUCAGUGGCGUCCGCAGACCAGGUGUAAUGGAGGUGAUGCAUAACCUUGACUACUGUGAUGUGCUGGUAAUUGGAGAAGAACUGAAUCCAGACAGGGAGAGUUUGGAGAUUCAUCACAGCGCUCUGCUGGGAAAACACCUCGACGCCACUAACUCCACCUCUGGAAUAUCAAUAUAUGGUGUGGACUCGAUGGCCCACUACGAGCAGGCGCUCAGACAGCUGCGCUAUAGAAACUGGCGACCGGCCACCUUGAGCAACAGAAGAUUCAGACUCACCUGUUCUGAACUCAACGGACGUUACACCAGCAACGAGUUCAACUUGGAGGUCAGCGUUCUUCACCACUCAGCACCUGUGGAACACGUCAAUCACAUGGCUGCUCAGCCUCAGUACCUGAGACCCAUCCAUCACCCGCUCAUGAUUCACACUACGAACUUACACAUGUCAGGAUCAGCACCUCCAGCAGCCACAGUAGUGAUUGUAGUGUGUAUUGCUGCCCUGGUGGUGAUCGUAGUAAUUGGCGUUUACAGGAUCCAUGCAACACAUCAGGAGGUAUCCAGAGAAGACGAGGAUAGUGUCAAAGAUCCUGAGGAAGACUGGGAUAACUCUGCACUCACCAUCACUGUCAAUCCUAUGGAGAACAUACAAGGAGCUCAGGCACUCAAAGAAGAAGUAAAAGAAGAACGUGAGGAGGAGGCAGAAGAAGAAGAGGAGGAGGAGGAACAAGUGGGAGGAAUGACAAGUGCUGAGUCAGACAACAGCGACGAAGAUGAAGUGGAGGAAGAAGAGGAGAUGAAAGAGAGAAAGCUGAGGGGAAAACUGGAGUGGGACAGUUCUUCCAUAACAUACUGACCACACAAAGACAUAAACAUUAACAAACACCUGCACAUACAAACACUCUUUUCAAGUCUGUCUCUCCCUCUCUCUUUCAAACACACACAGACAAGCUCACCACAAAAACAUAAGCACACCCACAGAUCUAAAAAAUAUAUAAAUAUAUACAAUCAGUUGCUGGAAAAAACACACUCUGAAAAUGUCCACUUUGUCAUCUUUAGUUAAAUGUCUCCCUCUGCUGGACAAAGAUCUAACUACAGAACCAUCUUUAGUUCCCUAGUGCUGGAAACAUUGUCUGUACAUCCUUUAUUUUUCACAGUCAGUUUAACUGAAGUUAUGAUGAAAAAGCACGGUUUUACUAUAAAUGCAGAAUGGUCAUGAGUGCAGAAGAGUUUAGUGAUUAAUUUAAAUUCCCUAAUUUCUCAGAAAAAAAAUAUCAUAUCAUCAGAUUACUUUUGCAUUGUUUAUUUUUUUACCAAAUGGUUCGUCAUAUGAGGGGUUUAAACAAAUAUAGCAACUAUAAACAUAUCUGUCAGUUAAUGUAUCCAUGAAUGAAAUCUUCAGCCCAUGAAGAAGGUGUAACGUAACUGUACUUUCACUCAGUGUGUCUCCUCUGUUGUCAUCUCUCUCGUGCUGAGUUUCUCCAAAUAUUUCACAGUGCUGUAUUUCUAUGGUCUGGACACUAAAGAGAUACAUUAGAUAUGUUGUCGCUUUCCAUAAACUUCCCACUUUAGAUUUAUGUAUAAAAACAGUUGUAUUAACCAUGAAAUAUCGUUCAUAUUUUUGUUUCUUAUAAGUAUUUUAAAACUCAAAUGAUCAUCGUUCCAUCAGCCAUCAAGCAAAUGGAAAAAGCUCUCUGUAGACAAAGAUACUUCUGGAAACAUAAUGUGUGUCUGUCUUGUGCAUUGAUCCAUACUGUGGUCUAAUAUUGCCUGAGCUGUUUCAAGUCAGAUUGGUUAGCAUUUUUAUUUCAAAGAUUUUUUCUCUUAUUUCCUUGUUUUGACAGAGUAAAGUGAGCCCUCUAUGCAAAUAUGUGCUCAGUUUAAAAUGAAAUGAACUAGAACAGAGUUUUUUGGGGGUUUACCUGAACUUAUUUAAAACUUACAAGUCAAUCAAAUUAUAAGAGACAUAUUUAAGACAGGAUUAAAGUUUUAACACAGGCGCCCGGUUGGCCUUGCAGUUAUCUUAUGCCCCCCCAAACACAGAGGCUGUUGUCCUAGAGUCUUGUAUUCUUCGUUCUUUACUCUUUCCACUAUGUUUCCACUAUGCUAUCUGCUAAAUAAAGACAUAGAAGCUCUAAAAAAAAGGGCAGAGAUUUUAGUACUAAGUAAGGAUGUAACGGUAUCAAAAUGUCAUGGUACGAUAAUACGUUGGUAACAAGACUAGGUACAGUAUUGGUUGCGGUAUCAAAGAAAAAAACAUAAAUAACGACCUUGGGGGAAAAAAAGUGACAUCACUUAUUAAACAACAGUUGCACUUUGGAUGUUACAGUAUGUGACAAAAAGUGCCGUAGGAGAGCAUUAGACUUAAAAAUAUAUACUUCUACUUCAGCUCCAGUGUUUAGAAACUUUUAAAGCCUUUGUUUUCCUUCAGCUGAAAAUGGCUGUAGGUCUUUGGCAAUUUAUACCCUGAUACACCUUGUUAUCUGUUGAGCCUGCCACUGUUGUGGUAAAGUGGGAUUGGGAAUGCUUCCUUAGAAGUCUUUUGGCCUGGCUGGAUUCUGCUCCUUGCAUAUUUAUGAAUCUUUUCUUUGCCAGGUGGCUCCUCAUAUUACUUGUAUUCCUGAUCAAGUGUGUCACCACAGUCUGGCAGUGUCUGCAUAUUUUUUGUCUCUUACCUUUUCUCCUUUCUCAUUCUGUGACACCGGGAAACCUAAAUUCUCUCACACGUAAGGUUUAUAAGUCACUGAGGCCUCCACAAUCUCAGAAACUUUGUCCCUCGGUUCUCCGUCGCCACUUUGUGCAAGGUCGGAUGGGUGACUGUUGUUCCCAUGUCCUUUAACUCUGCGCCACUAAAAAACUGCUCUAUUUGCCCUGAAGACCUAUGGUUUAAAACUGUCACAUCUUCAUGACGACACCCAGACACUUCUGUCACUGUGAUACCACUAAAAUUACAGAUACAGUUACAUCUCUAGGUUAAGGUAAUCAAACAAGUAAGCUCUGAAUCUUACACAGCGGCAUCCUCUUAUACUGAAAAAAGCCUAUGCUGAAAUGCAAAAACUGCAGAUCCUUAAGUUUCCACUAGAGGCUGUCUGCAGAAGCAGUGAAAGUCACAUACACCAGUGUUCAAAAGCUGAUUUUUACAGCAGAAUUAAACGUUAUUAAGGCCUGGUUCCAAAGAUUUUUGUUGGAAUGGUUCUUAUCUUUAUGUGAACACACUGCAAGGGGGUAUUUUUUAACUUGUUUGUUUUCGUUUUAGCAGGAUUUGAGUUAUACAUAACUAGGGGCUUGGCUGAUAUGAUUUAAAGCCAUAUGGUCGUUGUCAGACCUGCCUCAGCUCCAUCUUCUUUCUCUGUUUCUCCGCUGAUCUAAAGUUAGAUUGAGACAGCAUUUUAAUAUUGCAAUCACUGCAGACUGGCUGCAAAGGCCUCCCUAAGUAACCAAAUGGUUGACAUCACUCAGGCUUUGCCCAAUAUUUCCUACAGUCUGGGAUCUUACACUUCUCCUAAUGCAACUCAGCAUUGUCCCUUCCUUGACAAAAAGCCUAAGAGCUGGUUACAGAAAGAUUUGAACAGGCUGAUCAAACUGACAGGCUACAGACAGCUGCACAAAGCAGUUUGAUUCUCUAUCGUCAGUUAUUCCCUUUGAAUUCUGGGUAGUCAAAGACUUACUUAAAGCUUCUCAGAGGAGGUUUUUUACUUGUUAAGAAACAGAGGGAAUUUGGUAUGGAUGUCUUAGUAUGACCUACAAAAGCACACUGGAGCAUCAGUGACAGGAUUUCUAUAUUAUUAAUAAUGGAUGAAGUGGCUGCAGCAUGGUUGUGUCAGAUAAUGUUGGAACAGCCUUGUUUUGACAUUUUACACAGCACAGACUGUCAUUGAGGGAUUAAUGAAAAACUCAUGCACAGCAUGACAUCAGCAAAGAACUGAAAGGUACCUCUUUUUCCCCAGGGGGUACCAAAUUUGACAGCCCAAAAGUUCUUCAUAGGAGCUUUAAUAUAAAACAGCACUCAUGUAGUCAGUUCACUUCAAGAGAAAAUUUUACAGCAACAAUAACAAAAACUUUUCAUGGGUAAAAAAUAAACAAAUAAACACCCCACAUGCCAUGGCUGCUGUAUAGAGUACUUGCUCUUUUGAAAAGUAAACAGAAAUUCCUACUCCCUCAUUUGGUGGAAUGACCCUUUAAAGUAAGGAAAACUUAUAGAUGCAUGAUGAUGAAAAGAAGCAGAGUGAUACUUCAUUUUACUUGUUUACCAAGUCAUCAUUUUUACCCAAAUCCACAAGAAUUAAUAGCAGAGAUUGAUAAUCAUUCAUCAAUACUGAAUCAAUCUUAUACCAUCAAUGUUGUUAAUUUGACUAAAUGUCACUUCAUGAGUUUUUAACCAUUCAAUGACCUUUAUGUGACUCCAGAUCCCUUUUCAUGUUCCUGUUUUUACUCAAAGAAAUCCACUCUCACACAAACCAUCAGUGAGUGGUACACCGCCUCCUCACCUCCCCCUCCUCCUUGUUCCCCCUCUCCUCCCUCUGUCAACCUCUUGUGAUCGUGAUGUCAUCAUUGUGAAACAACUGCCUCAUUUCCCACAUCAACCUUUGUCAUAUUGUGCUUCAGAAAGAUUCAAGAGAAAAAAAAGAUUCUUUUACAAAUAAAAACAAACCCUGUAAAAAUGUUCAAGACAGUUAUUUUAUAUAUGCGUUUCUUUUUCUUUUUGUAAACGAUACAGUCGGGAUUUCUUGCUCUU